CCUCAAAGGACAUGUGAUCACACAGGCUUUGAAAUUAUUUGGGGGACCUAAUCCAGAAACUGGUCGGCAGCAGCUGGAUUCUGCUCCUCGGCCCCUUGGAAUUGCUAGGAGAUGAGCACCUCCAUUAAUUAUAAGUCUUUUUCCAAAGAACAGCAAACUAUGGAUAACUUAGAGAAGCAACUUAUUUGCCCCAUAUGUUUAGAGAUGUUUACAAAGCCGGUGGUUAUCCUGCCCUGCCAGCACAACCUCUGCAGAAAAUGUGCCAGUGAUAUCUUCCAGGCCUCAAACCCAUAUCUGCCAACCAGAGGAGGCACCACUGUAGCAUCGGGAGGUCGGUUCCGCUGUCCCUCUUGCAGACACGAAGUGGUUCUAGACAGACAUGGUGUCUAUGGUCUUCAAAGGAACCUUUUGGUGGAAAAUAUAAUUGAUAUAUACAAGCAGGAAUCUACCAGACCUGAAAGAAAGACUGAACAGCCAAUGUGUGAAGAACAUGAAGAUGAGAAAAUUAAUAUUUACUGCCUGAGUUGUGAAGUACCCACAUGUUCAAUGUGCAAAGUUUUUGGUGCUCACAAAGAUUGCCAGGUUGCGCCUCUCACAAAUGUUUUCCAAAGACAAAAGUCUGAUCUCAGUGAUGGUAUUGCAGUAUUAGUGGGAAAUAAUGACAGAAUGCAAGGAAUUGUAAGUCAAUUGGAGGAAACAUGUAAAACUGUUGAGGAGUGCUGCAAAAGACAGAAGGAGCAAUUGUGUGAAAAAUUUGAUUAUUUGUAUGCCAUACUAGAGGAAAGAAAAAGUGAGAUGACGCAAAUAAUCACUCGUAGUCAAGAGGAGAAAUUGGAAUAUGUUCGGUCUCUGAUUAAAAAGCAUGCAGACCAUUUGGAAGCCAUAUCCAAACUGGUGGAAUCAGGCAUCCAGUUCAUGGAAGAACCAGAGAUGGCUGUAUUUUUACAGAAUGCCAAAGCAUUGCUACAAAAAAUUACUGAAGCCUCUCAAGCAUUUCAGAUGGAAAAAAUAGAGCCUGGCUAUGAAAGCAUGAGCCGCUUCACAGUCAACCUCAACAGAGAAGAAAAGAUAAUACGAGAAAUUGAUUUCUACAGAGAAGAAGAAGAGGAUGAAGAGGAUGCUGUUGAAGGUGAAGAAUUGGAUGAAGUCCACACAGAAUCAUCUGGUGAAGAUGAAGUAACUGAACUGCCAUCUAAGCAGCCCCAACAGAAUACUCCGGCAAAGGACACGCUGACUAUAUCUCAGACUAACACAGCACCAUCAUCGCCACCUUCACCAUCAGAUGCUGCCACCACUGCACCUAAUCAAGGUGACGUUGUGCUAGUUACUACUCAACAGCCUGCUGAAACAGAAGCUGAUAUGCAAUCAAGUGGAGAGACAACGGAUCCAUUGUUUUAUCCUAGCUGGUAUAAGGCUCAGCCACGACAAACAAGCAAUCCAAAUACAGUCCCAGUGGCCGAAACAAGCAAUUCAAAUACAGUCCCUGUGACUGAAACAGGCAAUUUGAAUACAGUCCCAGUGACCGAAAACAGGCAGGUAGGGCCUUCUGUUCCUGUAGAGGUGAAUGUAAAGAAGUCAGAGACAGCUACAGCCAAUGGGAGCUCUGCUGUGAGUGGUAAGGAAGCAAAUACACCCACAGCUACUUCGCAGACUGGGUCUGACCCAUCUCCUCAAGGACAAGGGCAGCUGGGGAGCAGUGCAAGAGCAGAAGAACCCGCCCGCCAUGUCUUCUCUUUCUCCUGGUUGAAUUCAUUGAAUGAAUAAUAACUCUUGAUCCAGCUGAUUUCUGGAAUACAUUCUGAAGAAUUCACGGGCACCAAAUGACUUGGAUGGAAGUGACAAGACAUAGUAUGGAUGGAGGAUCAGAUUUUUAUCUGCAGAACUUUGUUAGAAAACUUUCAGACUGGAUAUGACUCUGAGUUCUUUGGAGCCAAUUUGAGAAAGGCACAAGAUGGGAAGGGGGGAGGGAACAUACGAGCUGAUAGCUGCAAAUUAAGUAGUUGAAGGUAACGUCAGAGAUCAAAUAACUUUUAUGGCUUGAAAAAGUCUGAGUCGCAAAUAGAUGCUGAAUCCAUGUAACAAAGCUUUGCGGAUAAUAGUCCGAGAUGCAACUGAGCUACCCCAUAAUAGUAUUAGUUCUCACAUGAACUGAUCCUGAGUGUUCUUGAACAAAAUAAUUUUUAGAAAGAAGUGUCUUGAAUAUAAACACUCAGUUAUUGCAAGCGUUAAGCACACAUUAUACAUGUUCACAAAUGUCUUGGAAAUCCUUAUAUUCCUAUAUAAGUGCUUUAGUAAUAUUGUUAGGAGUGUCCUCUUUACUGGCAUUAUUGUUAAUAAAAAUUAAGGCUUCUUGUUUAGG
Molecule: messenger RNA, 2359 nt
Organism: Sphaerodactylus townsendi
Lineage: Eukaryota; Metazoa; Chordata; Lepidosauria; Squamata; Sphaerodactylidae
Gene: TRIM55
Product: tripartite motif containing 55
Exons: 10
Coding region: 112-1764 (550 amino acids)
Molecular function (GO): zinc ion binding
Source: RefSeq, a predicted model, not a curated record